UCGUCGCUUACUAUUAUCAGUGGUGAGUAGUGUCCCUGGAUGCUACUACUUCGAAAAUAUAGCGAACAAUAUAAUAAAUAAAAAAAUAUAUAUUAUAAGUUUAUUAAAAAUAAUAAACAACAAUGGAAAGAACACGAAAUUAUCAGCGAAUAGCGAACGACACAGUACGAAAUAAAAUUUCUAGUGAAAGUGAUUUCGGCCCACGUAAAACAAUAUUUGUUUUAACAGUUGUUGCUGGUUGUUUUGCUAUAUUAUGGCCGAAAAUUUUUUAUCCUAUGCUUAAUGGCCCUGCCAAUACCGUUCAUUCACCUAUUGAUGGAUCUGCAUGCUGUGAUUUAAUAUUCGAAAAUGAUAUCAAUGCAGUGGAUAUUUUACAAGAAAUGUGUAAAAAUAUAUUAAAUUAUCAUCAAGUUGAUCCACGAGUAAGGGAUAUUGUAAACAUAAAUAAAUUACCACCUCAAAGUAUUAAUUUUUGUCGUGAACAAGUACUAUUGCGUUGUGGUAUCGACUUAUCAUCAUUCUUGGCUAAAGAAGAAAAAUUAGGAAAAACAUAUAAACAAGUUCUCCAAGAAAUUCGGUCAUUCAAUAGUUCAUUAUGUCUUAAAAUUAAUUUUGGAGUAUCCAUAUCACGUUUAGGAACGCCGCAUCUUAUUAGAUAUCAUAUUUUAAUGUCACACACACCAAUUAAACAGGAACGUCGUAUACCUCCUCAUGCGGGAGGUUUACAUCCAGCAAUGAGAGAACGUGGUAGAGCAAUACCUUCUUCACAUAUUGUACCAAGAGUUGAAGGAAGACCUGAACAAGUAGUUGUACAAAAAAUGAGACCACCAAUGGGUGGUCCAGGUCGUGUAAUAACACCUCAUGCUGGAGGUAGCAGUAUGGGAAUUAUUAUGCCACUUUAUACCGUAGGAAUUUUGUUAUUUUUUCUUUAUACAAUCUCCAAGAUAUUAAGAAAAAAUUCAAACAAUGAAAUUUAUCCUGAAUAUACAAAUCCUGAAGCUGAAAGAGAAUUUCGCGACCGAGUUUUUAAUCCAAAAAUAUUAACAACAGCUAUGACUGGUAUGCCUUAUUAUCGUAAAGAAAAAUCACCCGAAUCCAUUCGACGUACCCCAACCAUUGAAGAAUUAAAGCACCAAGCUGCAGGGGACAUAGAGGUAGAUCAAUUAAUUCAACGAUUGGCCGACACAGAAGCAGCGAUGGAGAGAAUUGUCGUACAAAUGGGCAACCUAUCUCGUACAGUUGCACAAAAUCCAAACUCACAGCAAGAUACACAGGGAGAAUGUUUGGACAGCAGUUGUUGCAGUAUUGGUAGAAAUGAAAUAGAAGAAUUAGAUAGAUCAUCACCUACUGUGAAAGUCAUGGGGAUGGAAAUGACUGCAAAUUGUGAAGGUGGACAAAAAAUAAGUAGACCAUCAACACCAACUACUAUUCAUUCACUCAAUCAUUCGGAGCGUGAGAAAACACCACCUAAACCGAUUUAUCUAGAAGGUGCACUUCCGUCGCAAUGCGAACUUCUAGUUACGGAUUCCAAAACACAAACUGAAAAUUUAGAAGAGAAUGCUGGAGCCCCAAUUGUUUUAUCUGGGAAAAUGACGCUAUCUCUCAUCAGUCUCGACCAAAUUUCAGCUAACUCAAAGGAAAUCAAUGGCAACAUUGACGAACACAAAGAAAAAAUUGUCAAAAUUGUACCUGAAAAUUAUAAUGCUCUUGAUGAAAGUAAACAAGUUGAUUUAAAUAAUGAUAAAAUUGCAAUUGACAAAUCAAAAAAUAUGUUAAAUAAGAAAAAAAAAGAAAAUGAAAAUAUAGAUGAAGAUGGAGAUGAAGAUAAAGAAGACAAUGAUUACAAUAGUUAUAAUAACAAUGAUGAUGAUGAUGAUGAUAAAAAGGAUGAUGAAGAUGUCAUUCAUGAUGAAGAUGUCGACAAUGAUAACGAUGACAACAAUGACAAUUAUGAUAACGAUGAUGAUGAUGGCGAUGUUAAUGAUAACAGCAGUAAAAAAAUAUCAUCAAAAGAUACUAUGUUGUUUUAAAUUAAUUUAAUAACUACUAAUAACAAAUCAUUCAAAAGUCAUAGAAAAUCGAUAAUGUACAUUAGAUUAUUUACUUUUGUACAGAUCGUUCAAAGUUAUUUAAACCAAGUAAUUACUAUAGUGAUAUAAAAUUACAAACGUUCACAAAAAUCAAGCAUCAGUAUCAUGUUUCCUUUAAGAAAUUGAUUGACUUUUUAUAUUGAUUAUAUUAAGAAUUAAAUAAAAAAAACUUCGAAUAAAUUUAGUGUUCGAAAAACAUUGUUUUGCAUGGCAUGAAAAAAAGUAUCUAAUCUAAUCAGCUAUCUGUUGAAAAUAUUUAAUUGAUAGUUAUCAAUUAUUAUAAAAGCGAUUGAAAAAAAUAAAUAAGUAAAAAGAUAUUUGCCAAUAUGAAUACUUUAUGGCCAAAUUUAAUAUUUUUUUCAGAAGGCUGAAAAUUUUUUUACAAGAAAUAUGUAAUGUUCAAGUUGAGAUCUCCGUCUUAAUACUUAAAUUAAAAUAAUAAUAAUUAUAACAGUAGAAGAGUAAGAUAGUUAUUAAAGUUAAUAGUUAUACAGUGGAAUGUAUCAAUGCCCAUAACUAUUAAAACCUUCCAUUAUUGUUGCAAAUAUUUAAUACUAUCAUCAAUCUGUUAAAAUUUAAAUAAAUGACAAUUUUAAAAAGUGUAA
Molecule: messenger RNA, 2695 nt
Organism: Microplitis demolitor
Lineage: Eukaryota; Metazoa; Arthropoda; Insecta; Hymenoptera; Braconidae
Gene: RIC-3
Product: resistance to inhibitors of cholinesterase protein 3
Exons: 8
Coding region: 123-2030 (635 amino acids)
Biological process (GO): synaptic transmission, cholinergic; protein localization to cell surface
Cellular component (GO): intracellular membrane-bounded organelle; neuron projection; neuronal cell body
Source: RefSeq, a predicted model, not a curated record